This is a messenger RNA of Pollicipes pollicipes, 2859 nucleotides long. Its product is annotated as general transcription factor 3C polypeptide 2. Gene Ontology annotation, biological process: transcription by RNA polymerase III. The transcript is spliced from 18 exons. Gene Ontology annotation, molecular function: protein binding. The coding region runs from base 553 to 2859 and encodes 768 amino acids. Gene Ontology annotation, cellular component: transcription factor TFIIIC complex. NCBI's taxonomy places the organism in Eukaryota, Metazoa, Arthropoda, Thecostraca, Pollicipedomorpha, Pollicipedidae. The record is from RefSeq and is a predicted model, not a curated record.
CCGCACGGUUUUGGCAUAUGCAUUUGCAGUUUUAGUUAAAACAUCAUCAGACCGGAACAGCAGUAUUCACCAUGCCAAGGAAAUCACCAAAAGCAGCUGCUGCUGCUGAGUCUGGUGCAUCUGGGUCCAGCCUUAGUACUCAGUCAGCCCCGCCAGAGCGCGAGUCGUCGCGGCGCAAGCCGAGGCGGCCAGCGCAGGUGCUCGCGUCCCUAGCCGCCCCAGCGCCAGUCCCAGCGCCGGACGGCCGGCCGGCCGCCGGCGGAACGGAAGGCGAGCGCCGGCGCCAGCCCCAGCCGGGAGGCCGCCCGCCGCACCGACGGCAGCCGACGGAAGCAGCGCCGGCCACACCGCGUCGCGUCCGAAAGCGAGACGUUCGGUGCCGAGGUGCUGGUGAAGGCCGAGCCCGAGCCCGGCGCGGACCUGGGCUCGGGGUCGGGCCGCACGGCCACGGUCGGCUCCACCACCAGCCUAAUUGCGUCGCUGAAGGGCAAGCGGAAGCCCAAGCCGCGGCAAGAGCUGCCAUUGGUGUCGUGCGGCGUGUGCAAGCAGUCCAUGAAUGAGCGAGCAUUCGAGAGGCACGCUCUAUCCGCCCAUCUGGGCCUGGCCCGUCCCACCGGCGGGAGCCAGGAGUUCUCAAAGAACGAGCAGGUGAAUGCCUUCAACCGUGUGCUUAAGGCUGGCCUGAAGCUGAAGUGUCCUGUCUGCACCAAGAACCUGACCUCGUCUUUGGGUUUCUACCAUCACCACAGCCAGUGCGGCAAGGAUGUGCAGCCUGUCAAGUGCCCCAAGUGUGACUGGUUCUUCAAGCCGCUGUCGCUACCGCAACACCUGCGCAAGCACGAGAGGCAGGAGCAGGAGUGUGGCGGCGAGCCGGCCGUCAAGCGGCGGCGCACCAAAACACCGGCGGCACAGUCCCGGACGGAGGGUGCCGACUCGGACGACCCGGACGCCGUGCCGGAGAACGGCGAGGUCAAGGCCAAGCGCGGCUACACGACUCCGCGCUGCUCGCCGCACCCGGCCCAGGUGGCCAAGUGGCGGCGGCGGCUGGCGGCCGACGGCACGCUGCGCUGCGAGCUGCCCGGCUGCCAGUUCAGCGCCGACGCCGUCGACGAGAUGGUGCGGCACUUCCCCGCCUGUCGUGGCAUGCCCACUAAGUGGAAGGUGUAUUCCUGUAACCAGUGCAAGAAGCGGGCCGACUCGGAGUCAGAGAUCGUGCGCCACAUCAAGUCGUUCCACCCAUACCUGCUGGGCGUGGGCGCGGGUCGGCCGCGUUCUCCGGAGCGACCUUCGGCGCGCGGCCGCCGGGGCGCCGGUCCCGGCACGGUCACGGCCGACAUGGGCGGCGAGCUGACUUACUUUACGGCUGUGGAGCGCCAGGCGUGCGCGCGCGAGCACGCCGCCCUGUACUGGAACGAGCUGCCUAAGUCGCGGCCGCUGGCGUCGGCGCGGCUCCAGCUAGCCGACUGGUGGCGCUGCAGCGGCGACGAACAGAACUGCUACAGUCCGCCCAUGAAGCUGUCGCCGGCGUACAAAGUGCAGGAGCUGGGCGAACCGGACCCGUACCGGUCGUACGAGCGGCUCGACACAUUCGCCUUCGAGGAGCUCGACAACGGCGUGCUGUGCUUCUGCGGCGGCCCGGUGACCGGUCUAGACUGGUGUCCGCGGCCGGCGGCGCCGCCCGAGCAGCCUCAGUACCUGGCCGUCAGCUGCGUGCCGGUGGUGGACCGCACCCUGCCGCCCACGGAGCCCUCCUCACUGCCGGCCGCCGUCCAGCUGUGGUCGUUCUCCUCCGACCGCAGGAAGGCGCGAAUGGAGUACGCCUUGUGUGUGGACGGCGGCCCCGUCUGGGACCUGUUGUGGUGCCCGCUGGGCCAGCGCAGCUCGCUGGCGCGCGAGCGGCUCGGCCUGCUGGCACUAGCCUGCGGAGACGGCCGGACGCGGGUCUACACCAUGCCGGCGCCGGCCAGCCUGCCCGACGCCGGCGACGAGAGUCACCCCUUCUACAUCAAGCGGCCCGACCUGCGGCUGGAGGUGUUUGGCGAGGUGGGCCGCUCGCCCUGCUGCCGGAUCGACUGGGCCAAGACCGACGGCAACCGAACAGUGACGGGUAUAUUCGGGAACGGCACUGUGGUUCUCUGGGACAUCACGUCGGUGUCGCCGAUCCUGCGCGACGCCGACGGUCCGACCAAGGUCGUGUACCCCGUGCAGGUCAUACCCGCCCACCGGGGACACGGCACAGCGGUGGCCAUGUGUCCGGCCUCAGACCGGUUCCUGUGCUCGGGCGGCCGGGACCGUACGCUCCAGCUCUGGGACCGUGAGGAGCCGGCUCCGAUCCAGCGGGCCACCAACAAACUGCGUCCCAUGCUCACCGACGUCUGCUGGCCCGUCGCCACCAAGAAACUCAUCAACGCCUAUGACCACAGCCUCUUUGUCGGCUCGCCCUCGGUGAUGAUGUCGGACGCCGCCAUGCCGGUGGUGGACGUGCCGUUCUUCACGCACGGCGCCAAGUGCACGUCGCUGGCGGUGAACAGCACGGUGAACGGCGUGGCGUGCGCCUCCGAGAGCGGCCUGGUGGCGCUGGCGCAGUGGCGCAACAUGCUGUCGCACAAGCAGAAGGCCGAGCUGCGCCGCCUGUUGCUCAAGCUCGACGCCGAGAAGAUGACGGCGCCGCUCGUCUCCGGCAGCGAGCAGCUGCUGGGCGACCAGUACAUGCAGGUCUGGGAGUCCUGCGGCAUCACCAUCUGGGAGGCCAAAAUGAAGGAGAGCUCAGGCAUCAUCAUGGACGGCUUUGAUGAACACGUCUCCAGCACGGGCAGCUGGGUCUCCAACUAUCCCUUUGUAGCCGUCAACAAGCGUUGA